Messenger RNA from Liolophura sinensis, 1791 nucleotides. Its product is annotated as ion channel TACAN-like. The record is from RefSeq and is a predicted model, not a curated record. Bases 333 to 1394 code for a protein of 353 amino acids. The transcript has 12 exons. Gene Ontology annotation, cellular component: membrane. NCBI's taxonomy places the organism in Eukaryota, Metazoa, Mollusca, Polyplacophora, Chitonida, Chitonidae.
CAAAUGUCAGUGGUUUAGUGAUUUCUCGGAUAGUACAAUCUUGACAAAUACAAGCAAUCUACUUAUGAUCAAAGCUCUUUCAUAUCGGUAUGUAUAGCCCUUACAGCCAAACUUCACAGAACGUAUGGUAGGCCAGCCCGGAUGUACGGACUGAACGUAUUUUAGGCCGUCCCCAGUCUCAGCGUGGGUUCGCCGACCUUUGAAGCCGGCCCCACUCAACCGAAGAGGUUCACUGAUGGUCGGAUUCUGGGGCAGACUGAGGCAGAUGUGAAGUAAGGUGACCGGAGAACGAAUUAAUCACUUCUUCGUCAAAUUUUUGCAUCGGACGAAAAAUGGAAGGUUCUGUUUUGAAAACAUGCAGGGAAGAAUGGGACGAAUUAGACAAGGAAUUUGUGCAGCUGGAGGAAGACCAUCGCUUAUAUCAGAAAAAAUUGGAGCAGAUGAUUACAGCCCAGAAGAAAUGCAUGGAAAGCAUUGCCCAUCAUCGCUACAGGAUCAAGAAAAUCAACGAGUCUCUAAAAAAAGAAUCAAGACAUCAGCAGUCUGCUGAAGACAAGAGCCAGAUUAAAGAUCUUCAACAGAAAAUAAAAGAGAGAAAGGAGGCAUUUCAUGAGAUGGAGGAAAUAUUGCCCCAUAAAAAUGGACCUUACCUGAAGAUAAUCCUGGGGGAAGUGAAUGUAUCUCUACUUAAUAAAGCAGACAAAUUUCAGUACAAGCAGGAGUAUGAGCGCUUCAAGCUAGUGGUGACAUAUGUGGUGAUGAUCCUGUCUCUCCUGGUCCUAUCUGUCAGCUAUCAUAGAUGGCUGGAUGCAACAUUGCACUUCCUGCUGGUCUGGUACUACUGCACAUUGACUAUCAGGGAAAAUAUACUGCGUGUUAAUGGCUCAAGGGUGAAAGGUUGGUGGGUAACCCACCACUUCAUUUCCACUGUAUGUGCUGGCAUUAUAUUAAUUUGGCCAGAAGGUUAUACCUAUCAAGAAUUUCGUACACAGCUGAUCUUCUUUUCUUUAUAUAUAAGUAUGGUACAAGUCAUGCAGUAUUAUUAUCAGAGUGGAUCUUUAUACAGACUUAGAGCUUUAGGCAUGCGGCAUACCAUGGACAUCACAGUAGAGGGCUUCAUGUCAUGGAUGUGGAAAGGUCUCUCAUUCCUUCUCCCAUUUUUGUUUCUCGGAUACGUGUACCAGCUGUAUAAUGCCUACACACUGUAUCACCUUUCCCAACAUCCAGGCUGUAAGGAGUGGCAAGUUUUGGCUCUGGCAGGAAUCUUCUUCAUCUUGGGCAUGGGCAACAUACUGACUGUAGGAGCCGUAAUUCGACAAAAGAUGAAGAAGGAGGGCAUCAGUUUACAGUCUCUCUACAAUAAAUACAGAUUCCUUGCGGAUAAAAACAACUAACCAAACUGUCGAAUUUGACUGCCUAUGUGUAGCCUGUGAGUAAUAUAUUCUCAUGAAGAAUGUGUUUCAUGAUGUGUGAUGUGAAUAGCAGGAUGUUGUUAUCAGUACAGUUUUAUACCCCUAAUACAUGUCACCAACCCGGAACUUUGGAACUAUACAUGUACCUAGUAAACAGUUUAAAUUGUUCAUAGAUUAUUCAUUGUGUAGUGGCGUUUAUGUUAGUACUGAUGAAACUAUGACAUAUAUAUAUAUAUAAGAUUUCAUUCUUCUUGUUUUACUAGAACUACCUGCAAUAACAAAAGAUAUGACCUAGUAGCUGCUCACAUUCAACCCAUAUGUUGUUGGUUCGUAAUUAGGGGGUUUGUUAAAUAAAGAGUCACCAUGCACAUUAUAUUUC